AAGAAGGGGGAUGCUGGAACCCACGCGCGACAUUCUCCCGAGACAUUUAAACUAGAACAGUUCCUGGUCGUGUCCAGAAGACGCUACACGGUUUGUUUUGGGAACCCAGUGCCGGUGUUUUCAUUUCGUACGAGCAUACAACCAACGAGUGUUUAUACAAUCGUAUAAAUUUUAACGAAACAAAGAAUUAGUGGUGACUAUUAUUUCCUUUGAUUGUCCGUAAUGAUAACGAUGAAAACGGUGUUCUUCUUAGUUGCAAUAGCUGCAACUAAAGCUUUGCCCCUUUCGAAAGUGCACGUGAAAUUCAUUUCUCCGCCACAUAUUUAUGAGCACGGUAUUACGACAGAUGGGGAUCGAACGAUCGACCAGAGAUCUUACGUUUCCAUCGGAAGAAGAAGCGCGUCAGGAAACCCAAGAGAUUUUGGUACAUUUAUUUAUUUAUUACUUCUUUUUAUUCAUUUUCUUUUCUUUUUAUUCAGUUUGUAUGUUUACACAGGACAACGGCUGGGCAACAAAGGCAUAUCAUCUGUCGAUAUUAAACGAGAAAAUAUUGAAUCCCUAUGGCCAAUAGGUGUUUUCAUUCCACCGAUAGACAUAAACGACCUUGGUUACAGUUCACGUGAAUCCAGGCAUAUGACACCUGACUUCUCCAACGGACUUACAUAUCACGAUCCCUAUCUGUUAACUGGUAAAAAAGCAAUGUUGACAGUAAAGUAUCUUUAUGGCCAAGGCGAAUUGUUUUAUGACGAUAUUCCACAUGAAAGAGCGCUGUUAAGAAAUCAAGAAGAAAGGAGACGAAACGGCUUGUUCGAUCUAAUAUUGAGAAGUUUAAGAACCAGCUCUCCAUUUUCAAGGAAAGAAUGAUCUAGAGAAAUUUAUUAACGAUGAUAUUAUUUAUUUUCGAACUCGCUAUCGAACGUUGCAUCUUGAUCAAAGAAAAGGGUAAAAUCGGAUUCUGUCGAAAAAUUAUUCUUAUGCAUUUAUUAACUUUUAUAUAUUUGUGUAAUUAAGAUUAUGCUCCUUUUAUUAUACGGUUCUAUUUAAUGUUACCGCUGUAAUUCGUUCAUUUCUCGGGAAUAGUUGGAAUUGUUUUAUUAUGGUAUCGUUUAACAAAUUCUUGUCCGCAUCAGCUGCGGAUUUAAUUAAUGCUGCGCUCGUUAAACGUGUUAGAAGCGAAUCACGCACGAAACAGAUGUACCAGAAAUGUAUACAAGUAUAAUUGCUGCACGUGAACGAUCUGCGUUUAACAGUUUCACGAGUGUAAUUUACACAAAUUGCGGUACACCCUGUUAUUAUUACAAUUAAAACAUUGUACUUGAUUCUGUAUAACGUUCCGCUCAGAUUUUAUUAUGUGAAAUAUGUAUACCUCAAUUUUAUGUGAUUAUCAUACAUAAGAUAUAAAUAAAAUUAGCGUACAAUUUU
This is a messenger RNA of Osmia bicornis bicornis, 1422 nucleotides long. RefSeq lists its product as uncharacterized. The coding region runs from base 223 to 864 and encodes 213 amino acids. The record is from RefSeq and is a predicted model, not a curated record. The transcript has 4 exons. NCBI's taxonomy places the organism in Eukaryota, Metazoa, Arthropoda, Insecta, Hymenoptera, Megachilidae.